GCGACCAGCGUGGAUACAGGACAUCACCUUCUGGGCUUUUACGCCUCUCCUCUCCACCAUCUCUGGGAUUUAACGAUGAUUUGGACUCUUUUCGCCAAGAGGAAACCCUCUGAACUGGGGUUCAAAUUAAGUGAUUAGAGCCUGAAUUUCUCCUUUUAGGACAGCCGACUGGUUUGUGUCUACUUGAGGACUGAUCAUGAGAAGUUUACUCCUCCUCAUCCUUUUUCUCUGGAUGUGUCCACUCAUGGUUUUUGCCCGGCAUCCAACUUGUAACUUCCUGCUGGAGGUGGAGAAAGAUCAGCUAGACUGUGUGAGGAGGCUGAAGGAGGAGGAGGCUGCUGGCAACACUAAAGAGCCAGGAUGCAAAGGAACCUGGGACAACAUAGCCUGCUGGGACCGAGCCGAAUUCGGAGAAACUGUCACUAUCCCCUGUCCUCGAGCCCUCAAGAUAAUAUUUGGCAGAAACGGUAACAUCAGCAGGAACUGCACAGCUGCGGGUUGGUCGGAGGUAUUCCCAAACAUAAGCAGCGUGUGCGGGCUGGACACGAGCCAGGAGAAGCUGGUCUUCUACGUGGUCGUUCAGACGCUGUACACUCUGGGUCACAGUUUGUCUCUGAUUGCCCUGACCACAGGGAGCGCCAUCCUCUGCCUCUUCCGGAGGCUCCACUGCACCAGGAACUACAUCCAUCUCAACCUCUUCAUCUCCUUCAUCCUGAGAGCGGUGGCGGUGCUGGUCAAAGAUGCCAUCCUCUUCAACCGCAGCUCACAGUGCUCCAGCCAGCCCUCUCUGGUGGGGUGUAAGGCCAGCUUGGUGUUUUUCCAGUAUUUCAUCAUGGCCAACUUCUUCUGGCUGCUGGUGGAGGGUCUCUACCUUCACACGCUGCUGGUUGUCAUCUUCUCCGAAAACCAACACUUCAUCAUUUAUAUGUUUAUCGGCUGGGGAAUCCCUACUCUGUUCGUAUCUGUGUGGGUAAUGACCAGGAUUUACCUGGAAGACACGGGGUGCUGGGAAAGGAAUGACAACCCCAUUCCCAACUGGGUGAUCAACGGACCAAUUGUAUUCUCCAUUUUGGUCAACUUCGUCCAGUUCAUCAACAUCAUUCGGAUCUUGCUUCAGAAGCUGCGAUGUCCUGACAUAGGCGGCAAUGACCAAUCACAGUACAGGCGGCUGGCCAAGUCCACCCUCCUCCUCAUUCCUCUGUUUGGGAUCCACUACGUUGUCUUUGUGUCUCCCAACGAGUCCAUCACAGAAGAUUAUAAGAUAUUUUUUGACCUGGCUCUCGGUUCCUUCCAGGGUCUGGUGGUGGCGAUCCUGUACUGUUUCCUGAACAGUGAGGUCCAGGGGGAGCUGAAGAGGAAGUGGCGGAGCGUGUGUCUGAACUGCCACCUGAGCAGAGCUCGUCACUUCAACAGCAACUUCGCGUCCAGGAACGGCUCGGAGCAGACGACGCAGUUUCAGCGCCGCUCCAGAGCUCAGUCCAUCCUGCAGUCGGAGACUACGGUCCUGUGAGAGCCUGAGUCAGAUGUUUCACGCUGAAGAAAGAUAGAAAUUAACGUAGCCUCCAGGUUGACCUGGGUCAAACGUUUUUACUUUUCUCUAAAUUUGAAAAGAAAAAAAACGUGACCUGAACGGAAAUAACCCACAGGAGUGACCUGCAUUUUUAUUAGCAAAUGUUGGCAUUAAUAUAAAUAAGAGUGAGGCCAGAACUGAUUGUCUCUGCAGAGGAAAAGCUCAGAAACUGACAAUUUAAAGCUUUGCAGGUUAAACUCGACAGCGAUGUUUCAGCCGUGCAUCUGGUAGCAUAUCCAGCUGUGCAUGUGGACUGUUGCAGUCAGGAUGCUUGGCAGAAAACCUGACCUGAACAGAAAUAUCCCACAGGAGUGACCUGCAUUUUUAUUAGCAAAUGUUGGUUUCAGCUUUAGAAAUGGCGGCUGCUGAUUUCUAAGUGCUCUGAGCUGUGAGAGUUUUAUGUUUGGACUGAUGUUCCCAGAGUCUGGGACGUAGAUGAGGGUUAAAACAACACUUGAAUGUUUCAAACCUGACGUUUUUUCUCCCAAAAGGAAGAAAAAAAAGGUAAGUUUUGGAUAAUGGUAAACCUACAUAAGUUCUUGGUUCCUCUGUUUUGUCUGUUUAAUGUAGCCUGGCGCCAUCUGUCCUGAUGUGCAAAGGUGGUAUUAAUAUAAAUAAAGGUGAGACCAGAACUGAUUGUCUCUGUGGAGGAAAAGCUCAGAAACUGACAAUUUAAAGUUUUGCAGUAAUGUUUCAGCCAUGCAUUUGGUAGCAUAUUCAGCUGUGCAUGUGGACUGUUGCAGUCAGGAUGCUUGUCAAAAGCACCAAAAAGCUACGCAGCAGACAAAGCAGACAGACGUCUGAUAGGAACAAGACAGUUGCAGUGACUAAUGAGACAGGAAGCCAAUGUCCAUCUGCGGCAGGCAAAGGUGCUUUGUGUGAACGCUGGACUCGUGUAGCGUGUCCCCGCUGGUCAGUACAUUCCUCACGUUGCUUGUUUGUUGCUAUUGGAGCAAAUUAUGCAUUGUAUGAUACUCUGGCCCCACUGACCGACACUGUGGGUGUCCAAACGGCGCACAAUUAACUCUCAGAUACAUUUGUGACUCCUGCUAAAGAGGCAAAAGAGGAACAUUUUGGUGUUUCUCACUUUUCUUAGAAAAUCUUACAACAUAGCAAUAAUUAUUUUGGGUGAUUUAGUUCAGAAACCUCGACUGGACAUGCAGAGCAAGUGGAUAUGUGGAUUUUGUCUUUCAUUCAAACUGCAAAAUAAGUAGCAUAUUUUAAAGUUUUGAGAGCGCUUCAGAUUAGUGGAAACUCCUCUUUCUCUUUGGACGCUUUGCUUUCACAAAUCCAUGUUUGACCCAGGUCAGCUUGUGAGCUCAGGUAGUCUGAGCUCAUGCAUAGAACGCUGCUGAAUACAGUGUGGCUUCUACCAAUUCAGAGAGGGUUCUGGAAUAUGGUAUCGUUUCCAUGUUAAUGCAUUAAACUGCUUUUGUUAAUAUGCUGUGCAUGCACCAAAUGCUUAUUAUCUGCUUUGGUAGGUCUGAGGCUGUGCUCACUGCUCCGGUAAAGCAGGCACUCGGACUGAAAUUGUUAUUUAUCUGUAAAAAGGGAACUGAUGACGGUGUGUCUACCGGUUCCCAUCGGGGCUUGUGGUGUAAUAUUUGAUAUUUAGCACAGUACUCACGGUCAAACUGCAUUGUUUGCAGCUUUUUUCACAUUAUUGUGGUGUUUGCUCAGAGACGUGCUUACUUCUCACUGACGUCGGAUUGGGAUUUUAAGCUGACGUCGGACGUAAAAACCUAUUUUAGGGCUUUGACUGCCAACUGUGUUGCAACUUUUGCAUGCACCCCUGCUCAAACACGUCUGAAUCAAAAGGUUGCAUUACCUGCUUUGCAAAACUGUCAGCCAGUUUUGCAAAGGCCCCGUCAAUAAGCAUUCAUGUGAGUCAGGUGUGUUGGAGCAGGGGUGCAUCCAAAAGGGGCAGGAAUGUGGCAUACCAGGACCAGAGAUGCAGAAACUAGUGGAAUGGAUCAUUGUACAUGCCAUUUAUUUAUUUUUUCCCACACAAACUUCUUUAACAGAUGAAGACAUCGGUGCAAAAGCAGCAUUUAAAUAACCAAUUAUUUCCAACCAGCAGCCAGGUUGGUUUGUUGCGGGCUUUCUUGUCUUGUUUACAUCUCUCAGGAAAUGUUCAAUUUAUCAGAAAAUUAUUUAAAUCUGUUUUCACUUCUAUAUUAAACUGCUGCUGAAAGAGCGCUCCAUAAAUGUUUCCUUCACUGUUAAUUAGGUGGAUCAGUUCACUGCCCGUCCAAGAUACCUCUUUAUUUCCACACUGGCAAGAUUCAACAGAAAUAUCAUUUUAGGAUUUUCUCACCUCAUUUGAAUUUAUUGGCUUAGCCUGAAAAGGUUUUUUUUUUUUUUUUUUACUUUGUGCUGAAAUAUAGAUCUUUAAAUGUAAAAGAUUUCCCCAAUUUUAUUGGAAGCUGAAACUCUUGGAAGCUGCUAAUUGCCACAUAAGUUUUUGAUGAGUUCACAUAAAGGUUUAGCAAAAGCUCUGCUGUUACUAGAUAUUUUCAAUAUUUUCCUUUGCUUUUACUAAAAUGUUGUUAUUGUGUAAUAAUGUAAAAGAUUAUGUUGUACAUUUGUGCUCAAAGAUGAUAAGAAAACAGAACAGCUUUUGCUGUAUAGUUUAAAUAUUGUUUUACAUUUUGUUACAAAACAAACAAAAACUGACACUUGGCUUAAGGCAUACAGAAUAAAAAGAAGCUAUGAGGUAUUUAAAAUAAUUGUUAUGUUCUUAAUGUGUUACAUGAGUGCCAACAGUUUUUGUUAGUGCUCCUUUUGUCUUUAUUAGUUUAGACAAAUAAAAUAAAUUCACAAUUAGUAGGAGUAAGAUAUUCCUGUGCCUUACAGUCGUCACUAUGGUUAAAUCUCCAACUAAUCCCAACUGAUACUCAAAACAAUUUGAGCAUAAAUAUUUUGUAACAGCUCUGCACUAAGAAUAUUAGAGGACAUCCUUUGAUUUUCUAAAUACAACUUAGUAUAAUCUGCAUAGCUAUACAUGUCAGAAGUUAAUGUUAUAUCCUUAGUUUCAUCCACAUUUACUCUGAGAAUAACCGAUAACCAAGAAUAGUACCUUGUGGGACCCCAUAUAUUUGUACGGUUGUGUAGAAAUAACCUAUAUCACUACAAAAAUGUAUCUAGGUAAAGUGUGCUAAGAUAUAUAAAUUAUGAGCUAAUUGCAGAAAACUAUACAGGCAAUUACCUGUCAAGUUUUUUAUACCGCUGCAAAAUAGUUUAUCUUCUUCUAUUAAUAUUAAAUAAUGAUGAAUGGUAAAGUUUCCAAGUGUUUUGGUUGAUCUACCACUGGUCAAGCUCUUCUUUUACGUACAAAAAAACACAAUAGGGCUCCAUUUUUGUAAAAAUAAAGGCUGAAAAAAA
This is a messenger RNA of Fundulus heteroclitus (mummichog), 4954 nucleotides long. It is a transcript of the gene vipr2, whose product is annotated as vasoactive intestinal peptide receptor 2. Gene Ontology annotation, molecular function: G protein-coupled peptide receptor activity; vasoactive intestinal polypeptide receptor activity; peptide hormone binding. Gene Ontology annotation, biological process: cell surface receptor signaling pathway; adenylate cyclase-modulating G protein-coupled receptor signaling pathway. NCBI's taxonomy places the organism in Eukaryota, Metazoa, Chordata, Actinopteri, Cyprinodontiformes, Fundulidae. The transcript has 13 exons. The record is from RefSeq and is a predicted model, not a curated record. Gene Ontology annotation, cellular component: plasma membrane. The coding region runs from base 197 to 1510 and encodes 437 amino acids.